Colletotrichum destructivum is the source of this 4856-nucleotide messenger RNA. Its product is annotated as Putative large ribosomal subunit protein uL2, domain 2. Gene Ontology annotation, molecular function: nucleic acid binding; 5'-3' exonuclease activity. Lineage: Eukaryota; Fungi; Ascomycota; Sordariomycetes; Glomerellales; Glomerellaceae. Gene Ontology annotation, biological process: nuclear-transcribed mRNA catabolic process. The transcript has 4 exons. The coding region runs from base 383 to 4597 and encodes 1404 amino acids. The record is from RefSeq and is a predicted model, not a curated record.
CCCAACUCUCCACGCCUUCUUCGACCUCAUCCUCUCGCCCUCACACAGCUCGACAGCCGAGUUCCCUGUUCACCUGGCAGAAUCGCAGACAAGUCUGGUUAUUUUUUAUAGCCAGCUGUUGAAUAUUCUUUCACUUGUUCAUUUCUUCUUUUCUUUUCCCGCGUCGCAGCUAGCUUGCGACUGAUCCACCUUGGGCCUCCUGCGUCAGGACUUUCCUCGUGUUUGGAGAGAUAAAGAAAACAUCAACUGGUUGCUUGCAGCGCAUUGAGACGGAAAAAGACAGGUCGCAUUUGUCUCCUGAAAUAGUCACCGCACAUCACAACUUCAUCAACUUCAGCAUCGUUCGCCGCGCUUAGCUUAAGCGCGCCACCAUCACGACAUCAUGGGUGUUCCCAAGUUCUUCAGAUGGCUCUCGGAGCGUUACCCGGCCAUCUCUCAGCUCAUUGCCGAGAACCGCAUUCCCGAGUUCGACUGUCUCUACCUGGACAUGAACGGUAUCAUUCAUAACUGCACGCAUAAAGAUACCGGCGAAGACACGACGUUCCGGCUCAGUGAGGAGGAGAUGUUCAUCCGCAUCUUCAAUUACAUUGAGCAUUUGUUCGGGAAGAUCAAGCCGAAGCAGCUCUUCUUCAUGGCCAUUGACGGUGUUGCACCGAGAGCCAAGAUGAACCAGCAACGCGCUAGACGAUUCCGAACAGCCCUCGACACCGAGAAGGCCCGUGACAAGGCCAUCAGCGAGGGAGUAGAGAUGCCUAAGGAGCCUCCCUUCGAUAGCAACUGCAUCACGCCCGGUACCGAGUUCAUGGCCAAGUUGACGCAGCAGCUCAAGUACUUUGUCAACAAGAAAGUCUCCGAAGAUGCCGACUGGCAAGGCUGCGAGAUUGUCCUGUCUGGUCAUGAGGUCCCUGGUGAGGGUGAGCACAAGAUCAUGGAAUACAUCAGGAACGCCAAGGCGCAGCCUGACUACGAUCCCAACGUUCGCCACUGCUUAUACGGUCUUGAUGCUGAUCUCAUCAUGCUGGGUCUGCUCAGUCACGACCCUCAUUUCUGCCUCCUCCGAGAGGAAGUCACUUUUGGCCGUGUGAAUAAGGCCAAGACCAGAGAGCUGGAACACCAGAAUUUCUACUUGCUGCAUCUAUGUAUAGUGCGCGAGUAUUUGGAGCUCGAAUUCCAAGAGCUUCAGCAGCCUGGCCGGCUGAGCUUCCCCUUCGAUUUGGAACGGGUUAUCGACGACUUCAUUCUGAUGGCUUUCUUCGUCGGAAAUGAUUUCCUUCCGAAUCUUCCUCGCCUCCACAUCAACGAGGGUGCCCUCGCUGCCAUGUUUCGCAUCUACAAGUCUGUUCUCCCCCAAGGAGAUGGAUACAUCAAUGAGGGCGGUGUCAUCAACCUGCCCCGCCUUCAAAGGCUCCUGAAUGAGCUUGCCAAGGAUGAGACCAACCAAUUCGAGAACGAUGUCAGCGACGAAAAAUGGUUCCAGUCCAAAAAGCUCACGGAACCUAAUGGCGCCGACAACAGAAGGCCUAAGGGCAAGGGACUUGUUUUGACUUCGUCCCAGAGAGACCUGUGGAAGCAGCAAAUCCGACCCUAUGUCAACAAACCUUCGCCCGAACCACUCGAUCUCGGAACUGGUCUCAACGCUGCUGAUAGAAAGUUCGUUCAAGACCUUGCCGACACCCUUCACAUUGAGUGGAGUACCAAGGAGGAUGAUGAGGGCCAUCGCCAUCUCCUUCUUUCGUUCCCCAAGGGCGCCGAGAACGUUAACGAGGAAGAAGAGGAGGGAACUCUGGCACUCUACCGAGUCAUGCGCACUUAUGACAAGGCCACUGUUGUCGACGUCAGUGGCGAGGAUGCCCAGCGUCAAUACAAGGAACUCUAUGACCAGAAGUACCAGGGUUGGAAGACCAAGUACUACUUGCAGAAGUUCCCCGAGUGGGCGCCUGAGCAGUACGAUGCUGAGCUCAUCAAGCUCUGCGAGAACUACGUUCAAGGUCUUCAAUGGGUUCUGUACUACUACUACCGCGGGAUCGCCUCGUGGCCGUGGUUCUACCAGUACCACUACUCUCCUUUGACCUCUGACGUCAUCAAGGGUCUUGGAGCCGACCUUAACUUCAAGCUGGGCCAGCCGUUCAGGCCCUUCGAACAGCUCAUGGGUGUCUUGCCUGACCGAAGCAAGUCCAUCGUCCCUGAGGUCUACUGGGAUCUGAUGACCAACCCGAACUCGCCCAUUUACGACUUUUAUCCCAGAGACUUCGAGCUUGACAUGAACGGAAAGAGAAUGGAAUGGGAGGCCGUUGUGAAAAUUCCCUUCAUUGAUGAGAAGCGAUUGCUUGGCGCGAUGGAGCCCAAGAACAAGCUUCUCAGCCAAGACCAGAAGGAGCGAAACGGAUUCGGAGUCGCUCUCAAAUUCACUUACAACCCAGAGGUCUCCAUCACCUAUCCGUCAUCUCUCCUGGGCGUCUUUCCUGACAUCAGCCCAUGCCACUGCGUGGAGAACAUCUUCGAGCUUCCCAACACUGAGGGUCUUACUUAUCGCAAUGGCCUCACUGAUGGUGCCAAGAUCAACGUCGAGGCACUUGCAGGGUUCCCAACCCUGCACACUUUGCCCUACACGGCGAUGCUGGUGGAAAACUUUGGUGUUAAUGUCUUCCAGGCAGACAGCAAGAACCCCAGCAUGAUUGUAACGCUCACCGACUCGGAACUUAGAACCAGGGCCGAACAGGCUUCACAGAAGCUUGGAAAGCGAUGUUUCGUCGGAUACCCGUUCCUCCAAGAGGCCAAGAUCGUUAAGGUGACCGAUGAGCUCUUCGAUUACGAACUUGACGGCAACGGCUCUGUUGUUCAGAAGCAUCAUGGCCCCAAAGACAUUGACUUUUUCAACAAGGAGUCGGGAUACAUUGAAAACUGGCACUCCAAGCGGCUCGGCAUUGUCAUCAACUCAGUGGAAUCCCUGGUUCACGUCCAUAUGCUGAAGGGUUUAAUCAAGACUGAAGAAGGUGCCUUGGUCAAGGAGUAUGCGCUGAACCCCAGCAUGAGAAGCGUGUAUGCUUCUCAGACCAUCGUCGACCAAGUUAUCAACGAGGACGAGCGAUUCAUCGAGAGGGCUGCUGUUCCCAUUGAAGAGGAGUACCCCACUGGCACUCAGGCUUUCUUCUUGGGCGAGUACAACUACGGACGUGCCCUGGAGGUUACUGGCCAUGCCAACAAUAAGGCCAAUAUCAGAGUCUCUGUCUUGAAGAACAAAGAGCCCGAUUUCGCCAAGCCGAUUAUUCAGGACAUGAAGCGUCAGAAUCGAUACACACCGUCUUACGCCGUUGCCAAGAUGCUCAACCUCCACCCCUUGAUUCUCAGCAAAAUCCUGUCUUCCUAUCAGGUCAACACGGUUGGUGGCCUGAGAGUCAACUUGGGUCUCAACCUGAAGUUUGAUGCCAAGAAGCAGAAGGUGCUUGGCUACUCGCAAAAGUCGGAUUCCGGUUGGGAAUUCAGUAACGCUGCCAUUGAGCUUCUGGCCAGAUACAUUGCUGCGUUCCCUGACUUCUUCGCCGCUAUCCAGCAGAAUCCUCAGUCAAGUGACGUCAGCGACACUGACCUGUGGAAAGACCCCAAGGUGGCCGCUCAGCGAGUGAAAGAGAUCGGAGCUUGGCUCAAGGCAGCUCAGACCAGCAAGUUUGAGCGAGUUCCAUUGGAAGCAGAGCAGCUCGACUCCGUGGUGGUCAUGAAGCUUGCCGAGGCUGGCGCGCAAGUGUUCCUUCAGUCUCACGACGUGGAGGUCAAGAACAUGAAGGGCGUCCCGCGAUCGGCCAUCAUGAAGCCCACCGAUGCUGAGCUGUUCCUCAGCAACCAGAAGUUCGCUCUUGGCGACCGCGUUAGCUUCUUGUCGUCUUCUGGCAAAGUGCCACUUGGAAGCCGGGGAACAGUGGUUGGUCUCAGCCGUACCGCCAACAACCUUCUUCUAGAUGUUGUUUGGGAUCUCACCUUCAUGAGCGGUACAACCUUGGGUGAAAGAGCCCCGCCUUUCCGUGGCAUGACCGUUGCUUCCUCCUCGGUUCUCAACACCACGUACAAGCAGGUAGUGUCUGGUUCGAAAGCUGGCAUGCAGCGCAAACCGGCGGCGGCUCCGGUGUCGCUUACGACCAUGGCGGCGGGCGUCCAGCAGUACAAGGACGCGCCUGCUCCUGGCCCACUCAGAGGUACCUGGCGGGGUGCUGCCAACGGCAGUCAGGGCCAGUCCAGCCGCGGCCGCGGUCGUGGGAGUGGACCCAACUUGCUGCACAGCACUCUUGUCUACCGCCCUCACCAGAAUGGCACGGACGAGGCUCACGAGGUCAACGGACAAACCCAGCGCGGUGGGGGCAACUUCAGGGGUAGAGGUCGAGGCCGGGGUGGACCCAUUCAGCACCCCGGACACUCGGGUCUUCACGAGAUGCCGGCACAACCGCAGCAGCCGGUUUACGGCAACGUCCCGCCUCCUGCCAACCUUGACGCUCGUGGCAGAGGUCGUGGCCGUGGAGGACGUGGCGGACGGGGUAGAGGCGCUCCCCGCGGUCGUGGUGCGAACGGAGCGACAAACGGAGCCACUCCUGACGCCGCGCAGUCUUAGAGCAUUUUUGCCUUUAUUUCCUAUGGUUUCUCUUGGCUCAGUAGAUACCCCUUGACGAAGCGAUGUGGUUUCUGAUAGAUGGCCUCAGCCCCAAAAGAGGGCUCACGAACUAGAGUUACGGCAAACGUGGGAUACGAAGACGCGCAUAGCGAUGCUUUCUGGAAUCAAUGGAGACUAGUAGUGUCGCUAAAAGGGCGUACAGUGGUGUAGUCAGCAGUAGGAAAUAAUAAACGCUUCGAGGUGCCGUCACUCUCAUUCA